AACUACCAAGACAGUCCUGGCGGGAAAACUUCCGAGGGACCAAGUGUUCCUAGGCUCUUUUUCCCCCGCUCGGAGCACAGAUGGUACCGUCCGGAAGUCCGGGAGGAGACUGCGGCUGCGCUUCUCGCGAAACGGCAGGCGUCGCGGGGCUGGCCACUUCCGCACUUCCGCUUUCCGGCCCAGCCAGCGCCCGCGAUGACUGCCACUCUCCGCCCCUACCUGAGUGCCGUGCGGGCCACGCUGCAGGCUGCCCUCUGCCUGGAGAAUUUCUCCUCCCAGGUCGUAGAACGACACAACAAGCCAGAGGUGGAAGUCAGGAGUAGCAAAGAGCUCCUGUUACAACCCGUGACCAUCAGCAGGAAUGAGAAGGAAAAGGUACUGAUUGAGGGCUCCAUCAACUCUGUCCGGGUCAGCAUUGCUGUGAAACAGGCUGAUGAGAUUGAGAAGAUUUUAUGCCACAAGUUCAUGCGCUUCAUGAUGAUGCGAGCAGAGAACUUCUUUAUCCUUCGAAGGAAACCAGUGGAGGGGUAUGACAUUAGUUUUCUGAUCACCAACUUCCACACAGAGCAGAUGUACAAACACAAGUUGGUGGACUUUGUAAUCCACUUCAUGGAGGAGAUCGACAAGGAGAUAAGUGAGAUGAAGCUGUCGGUCAAUGCCCGUGCGCGCAUUGUGGCUGAGGAGUUCCUCAAGAAUUUUUAAACCACUGGCUGGAUCUCGUGGCCUUCCCCCUCAGACUCCCCCGUGUCUCUGCAAAGGCCUCCUGGAGUUACUUCACAGAGCGGCAGCGGCGGCGGCACAGCAGCAGAGGGGAGCUGGGUCGGGGUGGGCAUUAGAUGGGGAGGGGGGUGGAGUGCUUGCUAGCUGGGCAACAAAGCAGCAGUGGACCUGCCCCAAGGCCACACGUGCCUGGUCAGGCUGGCUUCUGAUGUUCAGUCCCCUGGGCUGGGACAGAUUUUUUUUAACGUCUUGAAACUUAAAUUCUGUGCUUGCAGGAGACUGUAACCUUUUUGUCUUUUUUUUUUUUUUUAAACAAACAACCUCCACCUCCAGUAGCUGUGACUGGUCCCAGUGAUUGUACCUUAUUGGUCGCUGUGGGUCUGGGCUGGCCUGGAGCCAGAAGGCGACUACUGUUCCUCUCCCGAGCCACCCCAGGUGGGGAGGGAGGGAGGUGUCUGACUCCAGUUCCUCUCCCUUGCUCUCUUAUUCCCAAGCCUCCUUGGGCCCAGUAGAAGUGGUGGGGACCCUCUGCCAGCUUCCUGAGCUCUGCCUAAAGAUGGCCACCCAGCACUGGUUGGGGACAAGGGCUGAACCAGAGGCCAUUAGCUACGCCUAGAAGCUGGGACCCAAAAGCCCGGCAACCUCUGGCUGCAGGGUCCACUUUGUGCCCUCCCCGCUGAGAGGGGCCCCUGUUUCGCCUUGUCUGUCAGUGCAGUGCCUGUGCUAGAGGUGGAGAGGUGAGUCCUCCAGAGCUUUUCUGGGCCCUCCCGCCUGCUCUGGCUCCUCUGCUCCCACGCUCGCUGUACCUUUUCUUAUUCUGGUGGAUCUUCCCUCCCCUAAUUAAAGUCUCUUCUUGCCCCGGUGGGGCUGCAUGA
Molecule: messenger RNA, 1595 nt
Organism: Diceros bicornis minor
Lineage: Eukaryota; Metazoa; Chordata; Mammalia; Perissodactyla; Rhinocerotidae
Gene: ARPC4
Product: actin related protein 2/3 complex subunit 4
Exons: 6
Coding region: 196-702 (168 amino acids)
Biological process (GO): Arp2/3 complex-mediated actin nucleation; actin filament polymerization
Cellular component (GO): actin cytoskeleton; Arp2/3 protein complex
Molecular function (GO): actin filament binding
Source: RefSeq, a predicted model, not a curated record